This is a messenger RNA of Dryobates pubescens (Downy woodpecker), 828 nucleotides long. RefSeq names its product olfactory receptor 4N5-like. The record is from RefSeq and is a predicted model, not a curated record. Gene Ontology annotation, molecular function: olfactory receptor activity; G protein-coupled receptor activity. NCBI's taxonomy places the organism in Eukaryota, Metazoa, Chordata, Aves, Piciformes, Picidae. Gene Ontology annotation, cellular component: membrane. Gene Ontology annotation, biological process: G protein-coupled receptor signaling pathway.
AUGGUCAUUCUGCCAGGCAAUGUCCUCAUCAUCCUCACAAUCUGGAGGGACUCCCACCUGGGGUCUCCCAUGUAUUUCUUUCUGGCCAAUAUGGCAUUCCUGGACAUCUGCUACUGUUCUGUGACCCCACCCAAAAUGCUGGCUGACUUCUUUUCACACCGUAAGACUAUUUCCUACAAUGCUUGCAUGGCCCAGGUUUUCUUCCUCCACUUCCUGGGAGCGGCUGAAGCUUUCCUGCUCAUGGCCAUGGCCUAUGACCGCUAUGUAGCCAUUUGCAAACCUCUUCACUACACCAGGCUUGUGAACAGAGGGGUGUGCUGUGUCCUGGUUGGAGCUGCAUGGGUGGGGGUGGUCCAUGGCAUCAUUCUGUUUGCAUUCAGCAUCCACCUCCCCUUAUGUGGUCCCAACAUCCUGGACAACUUCUUCUGUGAUGUCCACCAGCUGGUCAAGCUGGCCUGUGCCAACACUCACACAGUGGAGCUUUUGAUGUUCCUCAACAACGGAGCUGUUAUCGUCGUGUGCUUUGUACUGCUCCUGAUCUCCUACACCGCCCUGUUGCUGAAGCUCCAGACACAGUCCUCCAAGGCAAAGAACAAAGUAGCCUCCACCUGUGUUUCCCACAUCAUUGUGGUUUUUGUCAUGUGUGGCCCAGCCAUGUACAUCUAUAGUUUACCCUUCCAAGCUGUCCCAAGGGAAAAACUUGUUGCUGUUUUCCACACAGUCAUCUUCCCCUUGACUAACCCCAUGAUCUAUACCUGGCGCAACCAGGAGAUCAAAGGCUCAAUGUGGAAGCUGCUCAGCAAAGCACAGUUUGGUGUGGAAAACUAA